AUGCCUCCAAUUGUAAUACUUGAUUCUGACGACGAAGACGAGGAUGAGAGCUUUUCUCCGCCCCCAAAUAUACAGGCACCAUUCUCAAUGGGACCAGCCGAGAUUGAAGCUCAGACUGAAGCUACAAAUGAUUCUUCCGGAGGUAAUGAUGCAGCCCGUGGAUAUGUUCCAGAACCGACGGCUAGAUCACAUGAUCAGGAUCAACAUUCAAUCUCAAGCUCUGAGAUGACAACGCCAGCACCUUUCAAAAGAACGGUGACGGGACUGAUUGAACCAUCCUCAGUGCCGUCCCCAAGAGAUCAAGCAACGAAAAGAGGACAGACCAACGGAAACAGCCCAGAUGAAUGGACUCAAGCCUCAACACCAGGCAGAAGAAAGGCGCCGAUGGCUGUUAUGGACGACCUGUGGGAUGUACCAAGUUCACCUGAUGAACGUUCUGUCAAGCCUAAGAUAAAUCUCAAAGUCAAGAAUUCGAAGGCUCAGUCUGAUUCCACCUCUGACUCUCGUCACACGCAAGAGUCGGACAAACUAGGAAAAACACCAAGCUCAAAGUCUGGGCGAUCUGAUGGUUCACCUUCAGGCAAGAAGCGUAGAAAAGGCAAUCAUACAGAGCCUUCUUUCCAAGGCUCCAACGAUGUCGACUUGGUUGCUAUCCCUUUUAGCCAUGAAAACGAAGGAGAAUACCACGAAUCCGAGCCAGCGCCAACACCCAGCAUGCUCCCACCAACAUUACCAGCCAAUCAAGACGAUUCUUUCUUCAUUACAACAAACCCGCUUACUGAAGCCCAGAAGCUGGAGUACGAGAGCGUGCAAUUGCCUUCUAGCGACAGCCAGCAUUACCAACUCCCUCCGGUCCGUCAGUUUGAAAUAAAUCUUGCGUCAAGUGGAGAUGCAACAAACAUCAAUACUCCCAGAAGUCAUGCUCAUUAUCUCAUGAGUACCGCCCCUCCUCCGCCUUCAAGUGUGAUGGAUCCAAACAGAGCAGCGAUCGGACAAGCCACUGGAAACAGGUGGGAUUCAUCUCCUGACGUCAUCUCCGCCAUCGAUUCGCCUCCCAAACAAAAAGCCACGAGACAGCUAGAGCAGAUAAGGAAUGGUGACUCACCCAAGCCUGCAAUUGAUAAGACAACGGAUGAACAGCAACCAGAACAACCGGAGCUUCCAGCCAUGCAAGAAGCAUUUGAUAAUUAUGAGCCUGACGAGGUGGCUAAGACAAAGAAGUCAAGGGGCCGGCCAAAGAAGAAGGUCAUCGACAAGCCCACGACAAUGACAGAGGCAACUACACCUCGACCGGAGGUUGUCACGCCUGUGACGAAAACCAAGAAGAAACGUGGGAGACCAAAAAAGUCAGAUCAAACAGACAGAGAGGAGAUUCCAAAAAUUGAUCCUUCGGCAUCUACAAACGAUGCCUCGCUAUCUGAAGAUGCUGUACGGCCAGAGAAAAAGGCCAAGAUAGACAUCGAUGAGUCUGAAAGCAGAGAUGAGCUAGCAAAUGAAAGCGAGAUGGAAACCUCACUGAAGAGCAAAAGUCGAGAAAGCUCUAUACUGAAGGAAUCCGAUCCAAACAUCUUUACCAAGUCUGUGUCCAGUUUGGGCGAUGACACAGCGUCGAAAGCUUCGGAUGCUGCAGCAGACGAGAAAGAGGAGAAGCCAGAGAAACCAACAAUCACAAGCAGAAGCUCAACGCCCUCCAAGGGAUUGUCAGCAAUCAUCAGCAAGCCUGUCUAUCGAGUUGGAUUGAGCAAAAAGUCGAGGAUUGCGCCUUUGCUGAAGUGUUUGCGUAAGGAGUAA
Molecule: messenger RNA, 1791 nt
Organism: Fusarium musae
Lineage: Eukaryota; Fungi; Ascomycota; Sordariomycetes; Hypocreales; Nectriaceae
Exons: 2
Coding region: 1-1791 (596 amino acids)
Molecular function (GO): DNA binding
Source: RefSeq, a predicted model, not a curated record